GGUUUACUAGUAGCUUUUAUGCAUCUCUCGAACUAUAUAUCCUCAAGUUAUUUCACUCCAAUUUCAAAUAUUAUCUGAUUUAAAGUCGAAAGUCAUCAAAUCAUCUCGAUAACAAAUCACAGUAAAUACUUCGGCCAACUCCAUUACACUAAACCCAAACAAAUCGCAAAUCCGGGGAAAACAAUCAGGCGAACAAAUCCCUCCAGAAGCUCCAAUUCACAUCGUCCAAGAUCAACAAUCAUACCACCAGCAUCCAACAUUCGAUUCCUCAUCUGAUUUUCUUUCCCUUCAUUGCUCUACACCUUUUGUACCAUCGCAGAAACCACAUUUAUAUCAAGAACAACUAAACAUCACAUCUAAUCAAUUUUACAAAUAAAUUCAUCACCAUGGUCAAAUUCUACGAAUCCUCCUUCUCUUAUGAUUACUCUUUUCCUGCCGUUACUCUCGCCUACUUUCUUCGUUACCCAAAUCCACAUAGCACUCAUGUGCUCUCCACCGAUGUGAUAUCGCGCACCGUAUGUCCCGAAACAGGUCGUCUACGGACCCUGCGCAUCCAUCGCAAAUCCACUCGUCUACCAUCAGCAGUUCUCAAGCUCCUACCUAAAAGUGUACUGGGUAAUGUGAGAAGCGAUAGAAGCGAAUCAUACAUUUUGGAGACAUCAGAAGUGGAUAUUAAAGAAGGGUGGAUGAAGACGGAGAGCAGGAAUUUGGAUUGGACGGGUAUUUUAAGUGUGGUUGAGAAACAAAGUUUUCAGAGGACGCCUGGGAAGGAAGAUAAAGAGGAGGAGUUUAGUGUUGGGCCGGGAAUGACGGGGGUGAGAACCCAAGUUAUGUUUCGAAGUCGGCUUGGUGAUCGAUUGAGGGCGAUGAGGAAGGGGGAGGAGGGGGAGGAGGAGAAGAAAGGGUGGUUGGCGAAUUGGAGUACGAAGGGAGUUCAGAGGAGUAUUGAGGCGAUCGCCAGUAGGAAGACAGAAAAUCAAUUGGGAAAGAGUAAGGAGGGGAUGAUGGUUGUAUUGGAGAGAAUGAGGAAUGGGGGUUUGGUAGCAGUAUUGGACGGGAUGAGAAGGGAUAGAGAAUUGAUUUUUGCAGGUAUGGAGCAAUAAAUUUUGAAAGAUUAAUUAUGAGAAACGAUGGCUGCACAUGAGGAUACCAUUAGGAGGUGGAUGAAUAUGCAAUCAGAUACUGCAAGAAAGCAACGACGAGAUAAGUGAUGAGGGAACGCUCUUUCACGUACCUUAUUGUCCUACACUUUCGUUGGGUGGCGCGCCUUUGUAUCAAAGCACAAAUGAAAACAAUUGGGAGCGAAGGAGUUUUGGGGGACGAAGUAUAGGCGUUAUUCGGGCAGUCCACUCUCAUUUGAUUCUAUCACAUUGUAUGGAAAUGUAAUGUAUCAAAUCUUGAACAGCUUUAUUUUAUGCGUACGAUCACUUCUGCGCAUGCUGGUAUCCUGGUGGGCGCGAUGAGAACGAGAUUUUGACAUGCAUGACACAUUGAACGUUUUUAUCAAUCUUCAGCGAAACAUUAUACUUCAUUUAGCUCACAGGACGGGUGUUGAUAUAUAUCCCGAUGGCUCACAAAAUUAAGCAAUGUUGGAUCAAUUGAGCGAGUUGACGCUCCGCGGGAGGCCACUGCCGUGGAGGCAGACUAUUUAGGAAUUUCUAAACAAAAACACCACCAGAAUUAAUUAAUUUAAAACAAUGUCUGCAUUAUUAC
Molecule: messenger RNA, 1713 nt
Organism: Sclerotinia trifoliorum
Lineage: Eukaryota; Fungi; Ascomycota; Leotiomycetes; Helotiales; Sclerotiniaceae
Source: the annotation of a GenBank genome assembly